Molecule: messenger RNA, 3127 nt
Organism: Acinonyx jubatus (cheetah)
Lineage: Eukaryota; Metazoa; Chordata; Mammalia; Carnivora; Felidae
Exons: 8
Coding region: 1-1269 (422 amino acids)
Source: RefSeq, a predicted model, not a curated record
AUGAGAGAACCAGAGGAAGACCCUGCCCGUGGCAUUCACCUUCAUCAGAUCCCUGAGCUAUCUGAGGCUUUAGAAGCAGGUGGCAUCAAUAUUACAGUUUGCAUCUCCGUUGCAUCGGAGGGCACCAUCAAUACACUGCCCACUGGCACACUGGAACUGGGACUCCGAGCAUACAGGGCAAUUGAGCUCAUCACUGUGGUCUUCACAUUCAGUAAACCCAUCACACCGCCAAGCCACAGGGAUACAGUCAAUUUCUCCGGUGAAACAAUAUAUCAAGCCAUGACCAAACACAAAGUCCACCGCAGCUGCAUCCUCCAAGCCUCCAACUACAAUCGUAGCAUUCUCUUUGCCAUUUGUAGCAUCAACCAAUCGAGCGCACAGAAACUGCAGGCCAGGAGGCUCCUCAGGACGGCCCCCAUCUUCCCUUCUCGCGUUCUCUUCUCUCACCGGCGAGGGGCGGCCAGAAAAGGGGGAGGCGAGGAGCCGGGGCGGCCGCCGCAGCGGCAGGUCUGCACGCUCAUGCUUCCCAGCUUUCCAGAGAGAGAAGAAAGAAAGGGGCACGUCAAGGCUCCGCGCGCGCCGCCGCCGCCGUCCUCUCUACCGCGCCGCUCUGCCGGGGGCUCGCGCGACGCCAGCGUCUGCUUCCAUCCCGCCGCCUCCUCCCCCGGCGCCCCGCUUCCCCCGCGCAGUUCCUCAUUCAGCCUCUUCCUCUCACGCAGCGGCGCAGGGAUACCGCGGUCCCGCCGCCGCCACGGGUCGCCGCGAAGGUCUCCCUGCGCGCGGGCGAGCCCCUCCCUCGGCGCCGCCUCCCGAGCAGCUGCGGGAGAAGGUGGGGGGCCGCGCGCACGGCUUCUGCUUGGAGACCCCGGGAGAUCUGCCAGGCGAGCAGUGGCGAGCUGGAGGGAAAAGGCCUCCCGCCGGCGCAUUCCUAUGGGAUUCUUUCCUGGGUCGGCCGCUGCGGCCCUCCCCGCGGAGGGCGUGAAGCGACGUCGAACAACAUCGGCCCGGCGUGGUCGGGACUACUUUCUGCGGCUCGGCCGGGCCGCCGCCUGCUCCGCUCUUUGUGCGGUCGCCGCCGGCCGAGCCAGGUGGAGGUCCCGGCACACGCUGCCUGACACCUGGGCUGGGGACGCGGGAGGCGGCGGGCCGGCUGCGGAGCUUCAGGCCGUGCGCGGGGAGCCGCGCGGGGCCCAGCACAGGGUGACGAGUUCAAUCUUGGGGCUUGGAAAUGGGUUUACGCUUUUCUCUGUUAAAGAAAAUAAAGAUUAAUGCUGCUUACACCAGCUAAACGUGAUACGGGGAGAUGUCCAAACGCCAACUCAGAACAGAGAUUUUUAUUUUCUCGUGGCUUUCCAGAAUUACAGACCAUCCCCAGAAUUAGGUCCCACAAGGACUAAAGAUUUCUAAUCGGCCAGGUAAAAUUCCAGGAUAAAUGCGUCAGCACCUAAGACAGAGCAAAGGGACAAUUGGUAAGGACUGCGCUUGGGAUUUUACGAGUUGCAUUUAUAGAUAAAUCUUUGCCAUUUUUUUGAUCAGCUCGCAGCUUGAGGAGAAAAAGAUUCACCAGAAUCUCAGCCUGGUUUUGCACAGCGUCUGCUGCUUUUGAUGCUUCCCGGUGGAACAGCCCAAACAUCCACCCCGUAAAAAGAAGUGGCAACUUCAGCUGAGGAGGCAACUCCAGCCAGAGUUAACCAUAAUGGAGCCAUCAGGUGAAUUCCGUACGGCUGUCACAGGCCCUUACCUGGAGGCAGACGGGCGAGCAAGUGGAGGAACUUCCACCAUGUUACUUAUACAAAAAUUUCUCCUUAACUGCAAGACCUCCUGCGGGUGCCUGAAACCAUGGAUAGCACCCAGCCCUACAUAUACCGGUUUUACCUAUGCAUAUGUACCUGAGUUAAAGUUUAACUUAUCAAUUAGGCACACGAAGAGAUUAACAACAAUAACUAACCAUAAAAUAGAUCAAUUACAGCAAUAUACUGUAAUAAAAGUUUUGUGACUGUGGCCUGUCUCUCAAACUAUCUUUCCUGUACUCACUCUUCAUGUGAUGAUGUGAAAUGAUAAAAUGUCUACACGAAAGAUGAAGUGAAGUGAAAUGAUGCAGGCAUUGGGACGUAGCCUUAGGCUACUAUUGACUUUUGACAACAGUCAGAAGAAGAAUGAUCUGCUUCCCAUCGUGGUUGGCUGCGGGGAACCACUGCAAGCAAAAACCUCUGAUAAGGGGGCACUACUGUACCUCAGUGACAUUGGAGUUCACUGAGGGUUUGCACGCACAUUAUCGUAUUGGCACUAGCCUGGAGUGAGGCAGGAUUUGUUACUUAUUAUCCUCAUUGCACCGAGGAGGAAAAUGAGGGGUUCAAUGACUUCGCCAAGGCCACUCAAGUAGUCAACAGCAGGACCCAAACCCAGCCCAGGUCUUUCAACUUCAGACACUGCUUCUUCCAAGAAAUAUGUGCUGAACUAAGUGAUACAGGUCUGUAAACAGACAGAGGGCAGAAACAGUCAAAUCACUUUCUCCUAAAUUCACCUGAAGAAAGUCUAGUCACCACUGAUUUAAAUUACCUUCUUCCAAGAACCAUGUCAAGACUGCAAAUUUGGCCUACUGGCCUCCUCAAAACAGUUACCCACAGCCAACCACAGUCCCUGUCAUCAGAAGAUCAAGACUAGUAGUCUAAUGUUAUGGUACAAUGUUACUCACCUCACUUCAUCUCAUCUCAUCAUGGGAGCAUUUUAGCAUCUCGUCAUCACAAGCAGAAGGCCAUGCCAGAAAUCUGGGAGGAAUAAUACUCACCUGGGAGACUCUGGGAAGACUGUGGCGGAGGUGAUGUUUGAGCCGAAUCUUGAGAGGGUUCUUCUGACUAGAGAGUGACCACUAACAUUGGCACAGGUGGUCAGGGACCAAACAAGAAGACAGGAUGUCCACGUCUGAGAAACUGGAGCAAGCCUGCCUCAGAAUGAAACCACCGAUCUCAACUGCCACGCUUUGGGCUCAAGGGAACCGUGUACUCGCUUGAUCAAUCUCGAAUAGUUUCUCCAAGUGAUCUGAGGACCCCAACUUCUGAGAAAAGGCACCUUUCUGUAAGCUGUCAGUGGACUCUGAAUAACCUGUCACAGGAGGGGGUGUGGGAGU